GGCGGGGGAGCGAAAACCUAGCUUCUGCGUGCCGAAACUGUCUACGCCUUAUCUCUUUGCCUAGCCCACUAGGCACCCGCGUCGGUGACGGUUUGCGGCCUUUAUCAGCUCGGUCUGUGUGAUAGCUAUCAGCCACUCGAAGCUCCAGCGUAUGGUAUAAAUGGGCCUGAGGGAACGGGGCUUUGGACGUACGCGGCAGGGAUUGCGCACGUGUGUAGGGAUGAAAUGUUUGGGUUUACUAUAAAUCAUGCAAAUGGUAUUCAAACGUUGUGCUCCAUGAGGUGCUAUGGUCUGUCUGUCUCGUUGAGGCGCUUGGCGGUAGCGGUUCUACCAAACGGUUACGGUUUCGGAACCGAACUGCCUCUAGUUUGCUGACAUAUCGUCUUUUUUGUUUUUGCCUCGGGGUUGGGUUGGGGCCCAUGGAUUACAAUUUUGCGCGCACACAUAAAAAGGAGAAACCAUUCCCGGGCAUCAGUUUUUCACCUUUCCCUCGCUCAACUCCAUCCCAUCGUCGAUGGAUGGUACGAUGCGGGUGUACAAUGCGACCCUGUGGAUACGCCUCGAGCUGAAAAUGAAGACAAAGACGAAGACCGGCAAGGGUAACACGAUCGCGAACCCGGAAAACCAUUGGAACAUCCACGGUGGCAACAAGGUGCUGAUCCUCUGGGUGUUUCGCAUCAUCAACAGCUCGAAGCCAACGGAAACGAUGAGCAAGGAGGAGGAGUUCUCGAAGCACACGGAGAUGAUAGCGAAGCACACGAUCCCGCUGGAGUCUGGGCUGGGCUGGCAGCAAAUCGAUUUGACGAGCGCGGUCCGCCAGUGGCACGGCGAGAAGCGCAACGAUAGCCUGAAACUGUUCGUCGACUGUUCCGGUUGCGGUAACCGGAUCCGCUUUCACAUCUUCGAGCACGCCACCAACCAUCCGCAUCUGCAUCCGUACGGGCGGAUCGAGCGGCUGAAUGGUAGCAGCCGGAAGAAGGCACUACUGGUAAAGGAGGGCAUUGGUGGUGUGGCCGGCAGUAGCGGCAGCGGCGGUAGUUCGAUGGUGCGGCUCAAGUACCGCAAAAGCCAAGAGCGGAAGGCGGCAUACGGGGAGGGUACCGAGGAUGACUACAAUCGGCCGCACCUGUUCGUCAGCCUCGCCACGUCGCAGGUGCGCCGGUUGCGGCGCCGCGCCCUCGACUGCACCGGUGCACCGAACGAGCAGUGCUGCAAGCAGAAGUUCUACGUCGACUUCAAGGCGCUCAAGUGGGACGACUGGAUCAUACGGCCGCACGGUUACUACGCCAACUACUGCAAGGGCAGCUGCCACCUGGCGGACAAGUUUUCGUCGGAGUAUCACUACGUGAUCGAUCAGUACCGGCGACAGGGAAAUGGCGGCAGCGGUGGAUCGGGCGGUUCCGGUCCGGGCGGUGGCAGCACCAGUGAUUCAGGGCCUGGUGGCAAGGGCGGUACUGGCGGUAGCGGUGGCUCUGGUGGUGGCCGCGCUAGUGCUGGAAGUGGUGGCGGUUUGGCGGGGAUCCAUCAGUGCUGCGCACCAGUCAAGUACUCGCCGAUGUCGCUCAUUUUCUACGGUCCGGAUGGGCGCAUCAUCAAGCAGGAUCUCGCUAAAAUGAUCGUCGAAGAGUGUGGUUGCCCGUAAGGGCGUAAGGGCCUUCGGAGCGGUUUGCCAAUCCCAUGCGAAUGCUAAACCCAUAGCGUUUGCCAUAAGAGCUUGCUUAAAAGGAAACAAACCCCCCCGCAAACCCAUUUCUGCUUCUAAACGCGUUCUUAGGCGCUUUUCUAACUUUCCAAUAAAAGAAUUUCCCGACCCAAUACGUUAACCUCGCGUGGUG
Messenger RNA from Anopheles darlingi, 1835 nucleotides. It is a transcript of the gene Actbeta, whose product is annotated as inhibin beta chain. The coding region runs from base 515 to 1642 and encodes 375 amino acids. The transcript has 3 exons. Gene Ontology annotation, biological process: SMAD protein signal transduction. Lineage: Eukaryota; Metazoa; Arthropoda; Insecta; Diptera; Culicidae. The record is from RefSeq and is a predicted model, not a curated record. Gene Ontology annotation, cellular component: extracellular region. Gene Ontology annotation, molecular function: growth factor activity; cytokine activity.